Plutella xylostella (diamondback moth) is the source of this 736-nucleotide messenger RNA. RefSeq names its product cuticular protein RR-2 motif 69 (gene CPR69). Gene Ontology annotation, cellular component: extracellular matrix. The record is from RefSeq and is a predicted model, not a curated record. NCBI's taxonomy places the organism in Eukaryota, Metazoa, Arthropoda, Insecta, Lepidoptera, Plutellidae.
UCACUUUCUUUACGCGGUGGUUGUAUUGUGCUCACGUAGUGAUGUUACGCAGUGGACGAUAUAAAACCCGGUGGCUGGACAUCAGGGGCACAGUCGACCGACUUCGUUCAUCCUUCCGUAGCAUCUUCAAGCCUGUAGACAUGGACAGCAAGAUUGUAGUAUUCAUGUGCGUGGUAGGGGCCGCCUCAGCCAGCGUGCUCGCGCCCGCGCCGCUGCUCCGCUCAGACCCGCUCCCACAAUACUCCUACGGGUACGACGUACAGGACGCGCUCACCGGGGACUACAAGGGCCACCAGGAGCACAGGAACGGGGACCUGGUCACCGGAUCAUACUCCGUGGUCGACCCGGACGGCACCAGGCGGAUCGUGGACUACGCCGCUGAUCCUCUGAACGGGUUCAACGCGGUGGUCCGUCGGGAGCCGCUGGUGGUGCCCGCGAGGGUGGUCGCUCCGGCCCCAGUGGUUGCACCUGCCCCGGUGUUCGCCCCCGCCCCCGCGCGCGUGGUCGCCCCCGCUCCAGUGUUCGCGCGCGCCCCCGUCUACGCACCCGCCCCCGCCCCUGUCUUUCCCGCCCCCGCACCCGCGCCCCUCAGGCUACCAUACCCCUACCCCUACUACUACUAGAUGAAUUAUUACAAUAUUGCUGUGUUAUCUCUUUUUAGAUUAUGUUAACUGUAUAUAGGCAUUUUGUAAAUUUGUUAUUUAUGAAGCGGAGUAAAUAAAUACUUCGAAAAGUU